GAAUUUGUUUCCGACCCUCGCGGACUGGCUGCGUUCUCGUAUAGUCUCGUCACCGCACCAACCCCCUCCGCUCUCCCCUACCACAGGCGAGGGCGACUCCUCGCUGCCGCCCGCCCCGAUCGCCUCUGCGGCCAGCGGCGCUCGCGGCCAGAAGACGUAGCCGCGCGCAGUGUCCACCGACCCGUCCGCCCCUGCGUGAGCGCGCCUAUGGCGGGUAGUCACCAAGGUUAGGGUUGGGUGGCCCUUUCUUCUCAUGCUCGCCCUCCCGGUCCUCGUCAUCGUCGCCCCACCGCGCUGCCUGUGAGCCCCCGCGAGCUUUCUCCUGCUACGGGCGCGCCGCUGCCGUCCCGUCCUCCGGCGAUUUCUCCUACAGAUCGGCAAUCUUGCACCUGAACCUAAAGAUUCAGCUGAGUUUGGAAUUUUUGGUUGAAUAGAGUAUUCACUGACUUUCAAAGAAGAAAAGCUUCUAUUUGUGGUAACUUGCUUCAUUUCUUUGUUACUCCUGAAUUUUGAUGACCUCAGCCUCUCACAUUACUUGGAACUCAAGGUCAAUACUGAUAUAAAGCUUUGAGGAUGGAACAAGGAACAGGUGUUAGUGGUCGUGAACACAUAAUUGAUAUUCCGAGAGGCACUGGUCCUGCCUCAGUUUCUCGUAGUGUUGAUAGAGAGAACAACGAUGAAUUGAAUCCUGUGGAUAGGCCUUCAACCAGAGUUCCAGUACCUGCCUUGCAGGCACCACCAGCAAUAGGUGCUGUAUCUAGUGCUGGGCACACGUCAGGCACUAGGAGAAACGACAACUAUGUUCGGCGGCACAGAAGCCCUUUGAAUUCUGGACUGUGGAUUUCAAUUGAAGUUAUCGUCAAUGUGAGCCAAAUUGUAGCCGCCACUGUGGUCCUUUGCCUGUCAAGAAAGGAACAUCCACAAGCUCCAUUACUUGAAUGGGUAAUAGGUUAUACAGUUGGUUGUUUUGCCACAUUACCCCAUCUUUAUUGGCGCUAUAUACACCGUAAUAUUGUAAAUGGUGAGCAUGAACCAGCACAUGCGCCUCAAGGGUCCUCUCAUAACAACUCAACCGAAGCCACUCAUGCGACAAGUGCAUCAGAACGUCGUAGAAAUGCUGCACGGAAUGCGGUGCUUGCUAACCCGAGGAUUAAUGCGCUGUUUGACCACUUCAAGAUGGCCCUGGAUUGUUUCUUUGCUGUAUGGUUCGUUGUUGGAAAUGUGUGGAUAUUCGGUGGGCAUUCUUCUGCUGCUGGUGCUCCAAACUUGUACAGGUUAUGUAUUGUGUUCCUCACUUUUAGUUGCAUUGGGUAUGCCAUGCCUUUCAUCCUCUGCGCAAUGAUAUGCUGUUGCCUCCCCUGCAUUAUAUCUGUCAUGGGUUUUAGAGAAGAUACAAACAAUACAAGAGGGGCUACCUCAGAAUCCAUCAAUGCUUUACCUACGUAUAAAUUCAAAACCAAGAAACGCCGCCAUGGUUCAGGUAAUGAAGCUGGAGGCCAAGAUGGAGGUAUAGUGGCUGCAGGGACUGACAAGGAGCGAUCGCUUUCUGCUGAAGAUGCUGUUUGCUGCAUCUGUCUUGCAAAGUAUGCACACAAUGAUGAGCUUCGUGAACUUCCCUGUGCACAUUGUUUCCAUAAGGAUUGUGUUGAUAAAUGGCUCAAGAUAAAUGCCCUUUGCCCCUUGUGCAAAUCUGAGAUAGCAGGCUCAUCUGGCACCUCUGAUACACGUCAAUCGGACCAGAAUGCUAUUCCGGCGCAGGAGAUUGAGAUGCACUAGGUCGCUCUGCGCUCUGUGCUACUACAUAAGAAUACAGCUGUUUGUGUUUCCCUGUCUUCAUGUAUAAAGUCGAAGAUUGAUGCAUGGAUUGUAGUGACGCCCAAGGUUCUUUUUAUCACUGUUAUCUUGGGGAAGAAAGUUACAGCUUUUCUCGCUGUCUCUCAACAAUGGCAAGUCAAUACUACCCAGGUUUCCAUCAGAGUGGAUUGCACCCUUGUUCUGGUUUGGGUGACAAUGGAUGACUACUUCCUAGUUUCUAGUGGAAAAGAGGUGGGCCAGGUCCAGGAUUCCAGGUACAUACGUGAUCCGUUAAUUGCGUGAUCCUAGUGAACUUUGUUGUAUUUACAUGCGUGAGACAAGGUACGAAAUUCGGUUGAUGACUAAAAAAAGUUGAUAUGCACCCUCAGCAACUGUUGGGUUCUGCCUGAUAUGGAGAAUCCACUGACUAUGAUAAACACAUGUUUCGGAUGUC
Molecule: messenger RNA, 2248 nt
Organism: Phragmites australis (common reed)
Lineage: Eukaryota; Viridiplantae; Streptophyta; Magnoliopsida; Poales; Poaceae
Product: E3 ubiquitin-protein ligase At1g63170-like
Exons: 5
Coding region: 574-1776 (400 amino acids)
Source: RefSeq, a predicted model, not a curated record